This is a messenger RNA of Funneliformis mosseae, 181 nucleotides long. The record is from the annotation of a GenBank genome assembly. NCBI's taxonomy places the organism in Eukaryota, Fungi, Glomeromycota, Glomeromycetes, Glomerales, Glomeraceae.
GAUUCCUACGGAUAUUCGUAAAAAUGCAACGCAUAUUGUACUCUUCAGUGGUGGAGGUUCAACUCGAAAACUUGCUGACAUUAUACAGAUGCUGAUUCGCACAAAGCUUCAAAGGUCCUCGAUGGAUACUCCGCUCAACUUGGAAAGGGAAAUCGAAUCGUUGGGCAAUACUUCUAACUAG